Messenger RNA from Poecilia reticulata (guppy), 2147 nucleotides. Its product is annotated as T-cell ecto-ADP-ribosyltransferase 1-like. Lineage: Eukaryota; Metazoa; Chordata; Actinopteri; Cyprinodontiformes; Poeciliidae. Gene Ontology annotation, molecular function: NAD+-protein-arginine ADP-ribosyltransferase activity; NAD+ poly-ADP-ribosyltransferase activity. The record is from RefSeq and is a predicted model, not a curated record.
UGGUUUACCCUUGCAGUGCUGCUUCAUUUUGAUUAAAGAGAAAAGGGAGCACUGCAUUCUAGAAAAAGGAGAUCAGAUGUGCUACAAACUGAUUUGUUUUAGAAAAUCUGAAUCUGGCCUUGCGUAUAGUCUGGACUGAGUAAAGAGACUUUUCCUUCUGUUACAGCAGUUUGAAGAAUAGGACUCCAACAUGUUUGUCAGGGGAAAAUUGCUUUUGGACACACUCAUAUUCUCAUUUUUCUACAGCCAAGUUUCCCUAAGUGAUGUCAAACUGUUGGAUCCUACCUCACCUGUUAUUGACGACCGGUAUGAUGGAUGUCGUAAAGAAGCCUUGGAGAAGUUUACUCCUGAUCUAUUCAAAGAAGAGCUUGACAAAAACGAGAAACUGCUGAAAGCCUGGAGAAAAUGGGAAGAUUGGAGAACAAAGAUAAACUGUACCUCACAGAUCCCUGGUGUUACUGAAGACCACACUUCUGCCCUCUCUAUCUAUCACUAUGGAGAUGAAGCGUUUUUAAAGGAGCUGAACAAUGCAGUGGAGACAAUGAUGGUGAAUGUUACCACGUAUGAAAAGGACUUCCAUUUCAAGGCUCUUCAUUUCCUGCUGAUGGAUUCCAUGAUGUUGCUGAAGCCAAAGGAGUGCGGAGAGGUAUAUGUCACUCUGGAAGAUGGAGAAAAAGUACCAAAAAUAAACUCCAAAGURAGGUUUGCRAGUUUCACARWAGUCGACUCAGAUUUAAAGUCUAUAGAUUUGUACGACAUAACCAUUCUUAAAAUAAAAACUUGCCUCUACGUCAACCUGGAGGACCAACUUUGUUUGAGAAAUCUUGGUAAAAUACUCCUAUCUCCAGCUGAAGUCUUCACUGUGGAGAGAAUAGACAAAAAGACUGCAGAUGGUGAAGAAUACACAGAAGUCGUUUUGAGCCAUUCUGAUCUGCAAAGCAACCACAACUGUGUCAUGUUCUCAAGGUCUGCAGCUGAGAUCUCCACCCUGUCAUUUCUUUCUGUGUUUCUGUUUGUAACUUUGUUUUUGACGUAUCUUUAGAACAAAUAAUCACUCAGCCAGAAAUAUGCUGGCUGAGUGGAAUAUGCUCUUUCCUCCUACUGCAUGUCAUGAAGUGACUGUUGUAAGACUUCAGGCUGUCAAGUAAUCAUAAAUCUAUAAACAUCCCCAACAUGAAUGUUUUACAACAUUGAUCACAAUCUGAUGACCUGACCCCUUCCUACGUUGUAAAAUUUCACAUCUUAUAUGAUUUUAAUGUCUUGAUCUGUCUGUUCGUUUGCAUCUCUGUCAAGUAAAGAGUGUAUGAUGUGUAAAAUUGUUCAAAUAUAAUAAAAUACUCAGUGAGCUAAAUCUGUUCUCAUUUGGUUGGAAACUACGAUAAGUAUUCCACAGACUAAAAUGUUCCUUUAUUUGUUUCAUUUUCCAAAGACCAGUAAAUCUAAAACGUUUUCACCUCAUAUAAUACUUUUCUGGAGACUUUUAGCGAACAGUGAACUCAGUGAAUCUCUAUGAAACCACCUCAAGAAUAUUUUAGCUGUGUGAUAUGGUGCAGAGAAACUGAGACCUAACAGACCACUGGAACAGUUUAAAUUGUAUUAACAAAACUCUUUCUUAGGGAUUAACAACCACUGAUGCCUAACACAUAAAGAAAUAUACCUUAAACAGAAAUAAAAUCAUUCUACAAACCAUUAACAGGCUUUACUCGACAUAUAGCAACUCUUUUCCUUAAACGCACCACAGAAAAGCACAUUUAUACAAAAUAUUAUACAUCUUAAUGUAACGCCAGUGCGCUAACAUUUCCCUUUCACUGACAUGGAAAUAGGAAUUUUGAAGCGUUUUGCAGCAAAUACAAUUUUUCUUUUUCCACAACACAUUUCAGAGAAGAAUAAAAACUAUUAGUCUGGACAUCAAGCAAUAAAGAAUGGACCGCAGGUACAAAAAAUAUAUGUAUUUAUCUGAAAAUAAGUGAAAGUAACAACUGGUAUGUUGUCGCAGGUGAAAAAUGUACUCCUGGGUGUACAGUUAAGCUUAAAAUUAUUCAUACUCCAGGCAGAUUUCAAAAUAAUUCUCAUUAAGCCAAUGAGUUUUUUUUCUAAGGGGAAAUAAGAACGGUUCCUCUCCAAAGAUAAAAAAAAAACUAAACAAA